Messenger RNA from Microplitis demolitor, 2539 nucleotides. It is a transcript of the gene Mgat3, whose product is annotated as beta-1,4-mannosyl-glycoprotein 4-beta-N-acetylglucosaminyltransferase. The transcript is spliced from 3 exons. The record is from RefSeq and is a predicted model, not a curated record. Gene Ontology annotation, biological process: N-acetylglucosamine metabolic process; protein N-linked glycosylation. The coding region runs from base 999 to 2288 and encodes 429 amino acids. NCBI's taxonomy places the organism in Eukaryota, Metazoa, Arthropoda, Insecta, Hymenoptera, Braconidae. Gene Ontology annotation, cellular component: membrane. Gene Ontology annotation, molecular function: beta-1,4-mannosylglycoprotein 4-beta-N-acetylglucosaminyltransferase activity.
AAAUAAUCAUCAAUAUUAAUGUAAGAGAUCUGUUUUUUGAAAGUGAAAGUUUAGAAAAUAUUGGAUGACGAUUCGUCAGAUCAAUAAGACGGUCUGACACACCUGCUGUCCUGAAAAAAAAAUUUUUCUUUGAGCUCUCGGCACAGCAGAUGGUACUUCUCGGUAUAAUAGCCGGAUAAAGUUCUAUGGUAUGAAGAAAGAAAAAAAAAAAGGAAAAGGAAAAACAUAAAGAGGAUGAGAAGGAAGCGGCUUACGAUGUGAUUACUAUUGAGAUUUCAGUUGUGAUCUACCCAACAGUUUAAAUCAGUCUCAAUAAUUUUUUUUACGUUUUAAAAAAAACCCCAAUUCUAUUUUAGUUUAAAAAAAAAUUUUCUCUAAGAUUAAAAUAAAAAAAAUAAAAAAUGACCAUUUCUACUCUAUCUGGUUGAAUCAUCGGUUGCUACUAUAAAAGUGAAUCAUACAUAUAGGUAUAUAUAUUUAAACUUUGAGGAUUCGUACAUAGAGAAUGAUAUAAAAGUAUUUUUACAUGUGUAAAUGAACGCAUGCGCUUGUGAAAACACCGCGAACGCGCUUGUCGUUGUCGGUUUUUUACAUCUCAGCCUCAGCAUAUCUAGACAUUCUGGUCGUGCUUCGACGCGACUCAUGUGACGAAGAACUUGAGGACGAUAGGGCGGGUACUCCGGGUGUGGUUUUUUUAUUAUUAAUUUUAUUGUCAUCACUGAUCAGGACGUGCAACACCAGCCAUCAAGAGUUUUAAUAUUUAUUUUAUGUUUAAAAAGUAAUAAAGUUGUUACCAAAGAAUAAAUAUUUAAAAUAAUCUUACAACAACAGAGCAACAUGAGAUGGAAAGGGUUAUCACCAACAGACAUAGAGAAGCAUAGAGAGAUCAAGACUCAGCUGAUUAUUAAAGAUGAAUAACAUGCUGAUAAUAUAUAAAUAAAUAAUAAAAAUGAAAUGAUAAAAUAAGAGACUCGGAGUAAUAGGAAAAAUCAGAUGCCAUGCAGAGCCGAUUGGAUGGAAAGCUUAUUUUAUUGUAUACAUUAUUGGUUCUGCAGGUUUUCAUAGUGAUGAUAUAUGUGAUAUCAACACCGACAUCUGAAUACGAUGGAUCGACAACGAGAAAUCCUGUUAGUUUUAUUGAAACUGAAACCGUACAGGUGCCUAUUUAUAAUCAAAUAAAACAAACUCCUAAACCGACAACUCGUACAAUUAACGGAGAAAUAAAAUUAAGGGAUACCCGAACGUCGGAAUUUUUUAUAAUUAAAAAUGAGACUGGCUGUUGGAAGGAGGGAUUAGAUGAAGAUAAAAUGAAGACUGUCGGGCGUGAAUUAGAUAGAUGUAUUUGUAAACAGGGGUGGCAUGGUGCUGACUGCGGUGAGCCGGAAGUUGUUUGGCGAGCAAUAAUGGCCAGCAAGCAGAAUAUUAAACUCACGAGACGCAGAACAUCACGAAGAUUGAUUUAUGUAUUUUCAGUCCAUGAUUUUAAUUCAGCAAUUGCUGAAGUUAUUGUGGAGGAACUUUAUCGUGUAGUUGAUCUAUUUGUUAUAUGUGAUUUUAGUAAUUCUGAGGAAAAUUUUAAACAUAAAUUAGCUAAAGGUCUGCUAGAACCUCAGCAGAAUAAAAUAUUGUAUAUCAACGCCGCUGGGAAAGCACGUAAACCAAUGCGUGUAAUAUCGCGAUUCAUUUGGGAAAAAAUAAGUGUCCAAGUGAAAAAUAUAAAACACGACGAUAUCUACGUUAUGACUGACAGUGAAGAGAUAUUGAAUUGGCGUGCACUGAUGUUUCUAAAAGUAUACGACGGCUGGCCACAGCCAAUAGGUUUCCGUCUUCGGUGGUCAGUGUUUGGAUUUUUUUGGCGGCAUCCAUUAAAAACUACAAUCACCGUGGGUGCAUGUACCGUUGGAUUUAUUUACAAUGCAUUUCGCACUAAUGCUGCAGUGCUACGUCAACUGACCGACGAAACUAGUGAACGCGACAAUCUCGGUCUGGUUAUCGGUGACUUAAAUCAUUACGGUGGUUGGUACUGUCAUUAUUGUCAAGCGCCUGCAAAUAUCGUAAAUUUACUGCAACGCGAGGGAAAAAAUAAAGUACCUGAUGGUACAAAAAAUUUAGACGUAGUGUUCAUAGAAGAUCUUAUUGGUGGCGGUGUUUGGAUUGAUGGUAAAACAAAUUUACUGAGAGCUUAUAGAUCACGUGAAUCAUACUUUUCACCCGAAACAGUUAUUGCCAAUGCAUUCAAGUACGACUGGUUAGUUGAUAACUUUUAUGCUAAACUCGAUUACUAUUAAUGCAUUAGCAAUACUCAAGAUCUGUGAUAUUUAUCUUCAUACUCUGGAUUUUCCAUAACUCAAUUUUAUUACAAUUAUUAUUAUUAUUAUUAUUAUAUUAUAUAUAUUAAUUACUAACGAAUUUAUAAAAUAUGUUUUUAUUAAAGUAAAUGUUAAAUUUAUAUAUAUAUUUAGAAGAUUAUAAAAUAGAUAAAUAAUUUGAAAUAAUUUAAAAAAUGAUUAAUUUAAUUAAAUUAAAUAGUUUAUUUUUU